CUCCCUACUGAAGUGAGAUUUUUUUUAUUUGUAAUCUCUUAAGUAGCUUUGCCAAAAAAAAAAAAAACACCUCGGUAGCCGCUUGAGAGAGAGAUUACGGUCAACCAAGUUCUCGCCGGCCACUGCCUUUCCACCACUGUAGCCGCUGUCUCUGACUGACUUAGCCUACUUUGAAUUCUAAGAAGUAAUGGAGUCGUUUGAGCCAGAUAAAAAUGGGUCGCAGAACGACUUGCCUCCUCCACCGGUUGUUCCGCCGGAUGUUGUUCCUCUUCGAGCAGAGCCUGAACUGGUGAAGAAGAAGGCUGUUAGGGUUCCGAUAGCUAGGCGUGGUCUAGGAUCCAAAGGCCAGAAGAUUUCUCUUGUUACUAACCACUUCAAAGUGAAUGUGACGAAUGUUGAUGGCUAUUUCUUCCAUUACAGUGUUGCUCUCUUUUAUGAAGAUGGUCGUCCUGUUGAUGGAAAAGGCGUUGGAAGGAAGGUCAUUGAUCGAGUUCAAGAAACUUACGAUUCUGAGUUAGAUGGGAAGCACUUUGCAUAUGAUGGCGAGAAGAGCUUAUUCACUGUUGGUCCUCUUCCGCGCAACAAGCUUGAGUUCACCGUUGUGCUUGAGGACAUCUCGUCUAACAGAAACAACGGGAAUGCAAGCCCUGAAGACCAUGGUAGUCCAAAUCACAGUGAUCGGAAGAGGUUGCGACGACCAUAUCAGUCCAAAACAUUCAAAGUGGAGAUCAGUUUUGCUGCUAAAAUACCCAUGCAAGCCAUUGCAAAUGCCCUUCGGGGACAGGAGUCAGAGAACUCUCAAGAAGCCAUAAGGGUUCUGGAUAUUAUAUUGCGUCAGCAUGCGGCUAAACAGGGCUGCCUCCUUGUUCGCCAAAACUUUUUUCAUAAUGAUCCAAGGAAUUUCGCAGAUGUUGGGGGUGGUGUUUUGGGCUGUAGAGGGUUUCAUUCAAGUUUUAGAACCACUCAGGGGGGCUUGUCUCUGAAUAUUGAUGUAUCUACAACCAUGAUAAUUCAGCCUGGUCCUGUUGUGGACUUUCUAAUUGCCAACCAAAAUGCGAGAGACCCCUUUCAACUUGACUGGACUAAGGCAAAACGAACGCUAAAAAACCUGAGGAUCAAGGCUAUCCCCUCCAAUCAAGAGUACAAGAUAACUGGUCUGAGUGAGAGACCUUGCAAAGAGCUAACGUUUCAACUAAAAAGAAGGGAUGGGGAUGGCGAACCUCUUGAAUUAACUGUUUAUGAAUAUUUUGUUAAUCAUCGCCAUAUAGAAUUAAGGUAUUCUGCGGAUUUGCCAUGCAUUAAUGUUGGGAAGCCAAAGCGUCCUACUUAUAUUCCAAUUGAGCUCUGUUCUUUGGUAUCCUUGCAACGUUACACAAAAGCACUUAAUACUUUCCAAAGAGCUUCUUUGGUCGAGAGAUCAAGACAAAAGCCACAUGAGAGGAUGAGUACUUUAUCAAAUGCUCUGAAAUCUAGCAAAUAUGAUUCUGAACCUAUGUUACGAUCAUGUGGCAUUUCUAUCAGUAGUAGUUUUGCCCAAGUAGAAGGCCGUGUUUUGCCGGCUCCAAGGCUAAAAAUAGGCAAUGGUGAGGAUUUCUUUCCCCGAAAUGGGCGCUGGAACUUUAAUAAUAAGAGACUUGUGCAGCCAUGUAACAUAGAGAAAUGGGCUAUUGUGAACUUCUCAGCACGUUGUGAUGUUCGCAACCUGGUACGAGAUCUGACAAGAUGUGCAGAGAUGAAAGGAAUUAAUGUAGAGCCUCCUUUUGAUGCAUUUGAGGAGAGUCCACAGUACAGACGAGCCCCACCUACAGUUAGAGUGGAGAAAAUGUUUGAGGAGAUACAGUCUAAGCUUCCUAGUGCCCCAAAGUUUCUUUUGUGCUUACUUCCAGAGAGGAAAAACUCAGACAUAUAUGGUCCUUGGAAGAAGAAAAAUCUUGCCGACUUUGGAAUUUUCACUCAGUGCUUGGCUCCACAGAGGGUCAAUGACCAGUAUCUGACUAAUCUUCUGUUGAAGAUCAAUGCAAAGCUUGGUGGGUUAAAUUCUUUGUUAGCAGUGGAGCAUACACCUUCUAUUCCAGUUGUUUCCAAGGUUCCUACGAUUAUCCUUGGGAUGGAUGUGUCACAUGGCUCGCCUGGGCAUUCUGAUGUCCCAUCAAUUGCUGCGGUGGUCAGUUCCAGGCAGUGGCCUCUGAUUUCUCGAUAUAGGGCAUCUGUUCGCACACAAUCUCCAAAGGUUGAGAUGAUUGACUCCCUUUUUAAACGAGUAUCUGACAAUCAAGAUCAAGGGAUGAUUAGGGAGCUUCUGUUGGACUUCUAUAGUAGUUCAGGGAAAAGGAAACCUGAUCAGAUCAUCAUGUUCAGGGAUGGCGUCAGUGAAUCUCAAUUCAAUCAAGUAUUGAAUAUUGAACUGGAUCAGAUAAUUGAGGCAUGCAAGUUUCUUGAUGAGAAAUGGAACCCUAAGUUUGUGGUGAUUGUUGCUCAAAAAAACCACCAUACAAAAUUCUUCCAGCCAGGAUCUCCUGAUAAUGUUCCACCUGGUACUGUCAUAGACAAUAAAGUCUGUCAUCCAAGGAACAAUGAUUUCUAUCUCUGUGCACAUGCUGGAAUGAUUGGAACUACAAGGCCCACGCACUACCAUGUUCUAUUAGAUGAGGUUGGCUUUUCAGUGGAUGAUCUUCAGGACCUAGUGCAUUCUUUGUCAUACGUGUAUCAAAGAAGUACAACAGCCAUAUCUGUAGUUGCGCCAAUAUGCUAUGCUCACCUGGCUGCCACCCAGUUGGGAACAUUCAUGAAGUUUGAAGACACUUCUGAGACGUCCUCAAGCCAUGGUGGUGUAACCUCUGCUGGAGCUGUUCCUGUCCCUCAGUUGCCAAAAUUGGACGAUAAAGUAUGCGAUUCUAUGUUCUUUUGUUGAGGCUUUUGAGCCAGUAUCUGGUCUAGUAAAUAUGGAACUUGAAGAUACCUUGUACAUGGUUUUGGCCGGGGGGUGGGUGGGUGGGGGUGGGGGUUUUGAUGCUCCUUGGCUGGGAGUUGAACCCCGCCUGCAGGUUAAUAUCUAUUAGUUUGUUAGACAGAACUAUCCCUGCACCUAGGCUUUUUAUUUUGUUGAGCCUCUUGGUUCACCUUUUGAUGCUGCUUGUAAGGCUUAACAAGAAGACUUGUUUUAUGACUAGGCCGUGUUUUGCUUUCAGUUGUAUUGCUGGUUAUUUUGCCUAAAUUUUUGGAGUGUUACUUGCAUACGUUGAUGGUUAAGAGGUACGAGUAGAGAUUUGGAUUU
This is a messenger RNA of Hevea brasiliensis (rubber tree), 3274 nucleotides long. RefSeq names its product protein argonaute 4. The transcript has 21 exons. Bases 188 to 2911 code for a protein of 907 amino acids. The record is from RefSeq and is a predicted model, not a curated record. NCBI's taxonomy places the organism in Eukaryota, Viridiplantae, Streptophyta, Magnoliopsida, Malpighiales, Euphorbiaceae. Gene Ontology annotation, cellular component: cytoplasm. Gene Ontology annotation, molecular function: protein binding; RNA binding. Gene Ontology annotation, biological process: regulatory ncRNA-mediated post-transcriptional gene silencing.